Molecule: messenger RNA, 1660 nt
Organism: Cantharellus anzutake
Lineage: Eukaryota; Fungi; Basidiomycota; Agaricomycetes; Cantharellales; Hydnaceae
Exons: 3
Coding region: 168-1400 (410 amino acids)
Source: RefSeq, a predicted model, not a curated record
GGCUGUGCUAGUGGUCAUCCCCUUGACACGAGCACGAAACGAAACCGAAGGAAACAUCGGACAGGCUAGGAUAUUCCUCACUUCCGGGAAGUACCAAACCUGGCUGGUGGUACGGUACCCAACGACGCAGCCGAGAACCUCACAAAUAAGCCUGUUUGUUUAUCCGGAUGAUUGUCUCUCUCUCGGAUCACGGCGACCCAUCGGGCGACCCCGAUUUAUUUGUCUCUGAAGACGGAACGACGUUGUUUGGGGAUAAGAGAAUAAUCGCUGGGGAGUCAGGCCCAAGUGAUAGUAGUAUCACCCGUGUCGAGGCCAAUCGUAUCGCGCAGACGUGGACCCAAACGGGUGCGAACCCUUGGUUGAAGUGGGGUAUCGCCGUACUCGGGUACAUUCUUGUCCUACUUGCUGCAUUCUUGUUAUCUUUUCAGAAGAGGUACGAAACUAUCGUGACAACUUUAUCGUGGGCGCAGCUUGAUGAUGGGGGCGGCGUGGGGAGUGAUGGGGGCCCCCUUGGCGGUACUGCCACUAUCAACGCGGGAUAUACAUCGGAGGCCAGGUUUCCUAUGCUCCUUCUUCUUGUGGAUAUUACGAAUGGGGCGAGAUGGGAUACGUGCUCGGAUGUGUUUGUUUCCAGUGGGAACGCGUGGACCGACGCGAUGGACCCUCCGUCGUCCUGUGACUUUGAGGGACAUAUAAGUCAACAGCGAGUUGGGAAUUAUGAUACAUACCUGCUCGAUUUCCCUUCUAUGUCCAAUUGCAGCGUGUCCGCGCCAUCACAAUAUCUUCGCAUCAUCGCGACGUAUGAUUCAGAGGCAAACGAUGCUUCUAUCAUGGGGGUUGUUUUUCCACCUGCAACGCCUGCGGAAGUGAUAUACAGUGCUGUCGGGAAUGAUGGGAUUAAUUGCGUCCUGCAUUACAUUCCCGAAGGAGGUCGGACCGUCGGAACAAUCUCCCCUUCAACUACGGUGCAUUUGAAUGGGACGAAACGCACGGACUAUACCCUAAAUCUUCAAUGGGUUCCCCCUUCGCCUCCGUACGUUUACUACCCAAUGAGUAGUACUUUCACCGUCUCGACCACUUCCACGUCAUACCCGUAUACAUCUUCUGCCACUACUAGAACGCACGCCGCGCGUCGCUCGAUCCCAACAAAGGGACAGAGAGCCAUGAUACCGGCUCCCGUCCCACAACGGAGAGGUUCUGAUGGAAUAAUGGAUCUUUCGUUGCGAUACGAGUCAUUCCUUCAACCUGUUUCGACUGAGAAACGGCAAAUGAAUCGGGUUGAUAUUGUUUUCGAAUGUCUUGCGCUCCUUGGGGUCAUGAGUGUCAUGGCUCAAGUCAUCGAUGCUGUCGCUUUUUGGUGGAAAAGAAGAUGGUUAUGUAAAAAAGAGCACUUCGAUUGAUUAACAGCGCCCUCCCGUCCAUGAAAUUCCCCCCACCCCCCCAUCAUCAACUUUCAUUUUCGGGUGAUCGCGAGUUCGAAAGCUCGUCCUUCAGCAACCAGCAUCCUGACUGCUUAUCCUUUCGGUGGGGUGCAAAAUUGUCUAUCAAAGAUGCACAGGCACAUUUAUCAUUAUUGCUUUCGUUGGGCAAUCAUCACGUCAUGUACUAUUAAUUGCGCAUCUCUGUACUAUUGCUUAGCAAAAUGGAUUUUUGGCAAUUU